UGACCCCCUUGAAACGUAUGACCUGUCUCCCGUGUCUGGCCUUGGCUCGUAACGCGGUGCUGCUGUCUGUCAGUGCCUGCUGGGUUUACGACUUAAAUCAACGUCAGGCUACUUUUCGUGUCGGACCGGUCGGCUGGUGAACUGGGCGCUGUUCCAGCGGAGCUGAGCCACAAUGCUGAAAUGUAGAACAGUGUGGAGAACGCUUGCACCGCUAGCUAGAACCUCCUCGACUGUGUGCCGGCAGAACGCGAGGAGAGCAGGGUUAAACAAUGGCAGACUACCCGCAUGUGUACCUGCAGCUCACAUGUCCACAGCGCCUGCAGGGGGAGGAAGAGAAAACCAGCUGUACGUUCUUCUGGUCGGAGCAACCUGCGUUGGUGGUGCAAUAUAUGCGUACCGAACUGUCAAGGGAGACAGCCAAAGAUAUCAGGACCGCAUUGACGAAAUCUCAUCCAGACCUCUAAAAACAUUCACAGAAGAACCAGCCACACCCACCCAGUCAGAGCCUCCCGCCGCACCUUCACCAGCAGAGCCAAGUCCUCCGGCCCCCGAUGCUGAAAUACUGGCCCCCAUUGAAACAGCUGAUCUACCCUCAGUGUGGAUUGCCUCCACAGCAGAUGAGCCGGCGGUAGAAGCGUCCCCACAGGAGGCAGCCGAACCGGCCGCUGCACUAAUAGUUGAGGAGGAACCUCCAGCAGCAGAGCCGGCCGAAGCUCGACCGGGAGUUGUGGCAGAGGCAGAUGAGCCAGUCAUAGAAGCGUCCCCCGAGGAGGCAGCAGAACCACCUGUAGUUGAGCCGGAACCGUCGCCCCCCUCUGAGCCGACCCCAGCUGAGCUCACAGAGCCUGUUGCAGACAGCGAAUCUCCAGCAGCAGAAAGCGCCGCCGCCGCCAAGCCGGCUGAACCUCAACUGGAAGCUGUGACAGAGAGUGGAGACGCGUCCCCCGCCUCUCACAAGGUCUCCUCACACACGCCCUACCUCCUCAUCGGUGGAGGCACCGCCUCUUUCGCUGCUGCCCGGUCCAUUCGAGCCAGGGACCCCGGUGCCAGGGUAUUAAUUGUGACCGACGAGCUGGUCCCGCCAUACAUGAGGCCCCCUCUUUCUAAGGAACUGUGGUUCUCAGAUGAUCCCAGUGUGACGGAAACUCUGCGUUUCAAACAGUGGAACGGAAAGGAAAGGAGUAUCUACUUCCAGCCACCAUCCUUCUACAUAAAUGCAGAAGAAUUGGGAAGUGCAGAAAAUGGUGGAGUGGCAGUUCUCACUGGCAAAAAGGUGGUUCACAUGGAUGUGAGAGGAAACAAAAUAAAACUCGACGAUGACACUGAGAUUUCAUAUGACAAGUGUUUGAUUGCUACAGGCGGCGUGCCAAGAAAUCUUCAGGUCAUUGAACGGGCAGGCGAAGAGGUGAUGAAGAGGACGACGUUGUUCCGCAAGGUCGAGGACUUCAAAUCAUUGGAUAAAGUCUCCAGAAACGUCAAGUCCAUCACUAUCAUUGGUGGCGGCUUCUUGGGCAGCGAGCUGGCGUGUGCCCUCGGCAGGAGAUCAACGGAGAGCGACCUCGAGGUGAUACAGAUGUACCCUGAGAAGGGCAACAUGGGGAAAGUUUUGCCUGAGUACCUAAGCAACUGGACGACAGAAAAAGUCAAGAAAGAGGGUGUGAAAAUCAUCUCCGAAGCUUUGGUAAAAUCUGUGGUCAGCAAAGAUGAUAAAUUAGAAAUCCAACUGAAGGACGGACGACUGGUGAAAACUGACCACAUCGUUGCAGCUGUUGGCCUCGAGCCCAAUGUUGACCUUGCUAAGUCAGCAGGUCUGGAGGUGGACUCUGACUUUGGGGGCUUUCGAGUCAAUGCGGAGCUGCAAGCUAGAUCCAAUAUUUGGGUGGCAGGAGAUGCUGCGUGUUUCUAUGACAUCAGACUGGGCCGCAGGCGAGUGGAGCACCACGACCACGCCGUCGUGAGCGGGCGACUGGCUGGAGAGAACAUGACCGGAGCCAACAAACCCUACUGGCAUCAGUCCAUGUUCUGGAGCGACCUGGGUCCAGAUGUGGGCUACGAGGCCAUCGGGAUCGUCGACAGCAGCCUACCGACAGUCGGCGUGUUCGCCAAAGCCACGGCCAAGGAUACGCCCAAAGCUGCGACGGAGGAGUCCGGAACCGGGAUCCGGUCAGAAAGCGAAACCGAGCACACUGCUUCCAGCCCGGUGGCCUCUUCAGCGCCAUCUCCCACCGGCGUGCAGCAUAAAGACGAGUACGGAAAGGGAGUCAUCUUCUACCUGAGGGACAAGGUGGUGGUGGGCAUCAUCCUGUGGAACGUGUUCAACAGGAUGCCCAUCGCAAGGAAGAUUAUCAAGGACGGAGAGGAACAUGCAGAUCUGAACGAAGUGGCGAAACUGUUCAACAUCCAUGACGAUUAGGAGGCCGGUGGCCGGCACUGAGUGAGGACGAGCUUCACGUGGAGACUGAACUUUGGUUGAGUCUUUAAGACGACUGAUCAUACAAAGAAAAUGGGAGGAUUCAUGUAAAUGUCUGAGAUAUUUUUCAUAUUUGCAUUAUGUAUCUGCUGCACCUGCUUGUGUUUGUUUCUUAUUUUCUGUUUAUGGAAAAUUGUCAGAUUUUGCUCAUCUUUUAGAAAAUCACGGUCGGGAUGUGAUUGUCCUUCUGCUUUUCCACACCAGGCUAUAAAAUGCUCAACAUGGAUGUUUGUUUUCCUCUGUGUGAUCAGUGCAGCUCGUCGAGAGAAGCUGCAAUGCAAUAAAGGCUAUUUUUAAAUUGGA
This is a messenger RNA of Gasterosteus aculeatus aculeatus (three-spined stickleback), 2773 nucleotides long. RefSeq names its product apoptosis inducing factor mitochondrion associated 1 (gene aifm1). Lineage: Eukaryota; Metazoa; Chordata; Actinopteri; Perciformes; Gasterosteidae. Gene Ontology annotation, biological process: mitochondrial respiratory chain complex assembly; apoptotic process. Gene Ontology annotation, cellular component: cytoplasm; mitochondrion. Gene Ontology annotation, molecular function: protein dimerization activity; NAD(P)H oxidase H2O2-forming activity; FAD binding. The record is from RefSeq and is a predicted model, not a curated record.